GGGCGGCGGGAGUCCCCAUGCCGCGGGGCAGGGCGGCCGCCUCCGCGGGCAGCCGCGAUGAUCCCUUACUUCUCCGACAACGCCGUGAUCUCUCAGGGCACCAUCGCCCAGCUCAUCAGCGAAAGCUUCCUGACGGUGAAAGGUGCAGCUCUCUUCCUGCCGCGGGGAAAUGGGUCGUCUACUCCCAGGAUCAGUCACAGGCGCAACAAGCACGCAGGGGAUCUCCAGCAGCACCUGCAGGCCAUGUUCAUACUGCUCCGCCCAGAAGACAACAUCAGACUGGCUGUAAGACUGGAAAGUACCUACCAGAACCGCACGAGAUACAUGGUGGUGGUGUCCACCAACGGCAGACAAGACACCGAAGAGAGCAUUGUCCUAGGAAUGGAUUUCUCUUCCAAUGACAGUAGCACUUGUACAAUGGGCUUGGUGCUGCCGCUGUGGAGUGACACCUUGAUCCACCUGGACGGGGAUGGAGGGUUCAGCGUAUCAACAGAUAACAGGGUUCAUAUAUUCAAGCCAGUGUCUGUACAGGCAAUGUGGUCUGCUCUGCAGAGUUUACAUAAGGCUUGUGAGGUGGCACGGAGCAACAAUUACUACCCAGGGAGCCUUUUCCUCACGUGGGUCAGUUACUAUGAGAGCCAUAUCAACUCUGACCAGUCGUCGGUCAAUGAGUGGAAUGCCAUGCAAGAUGUCCAGUCCCACCGGCCCGACUCGCCCGCCCUCUUCACAGAUGUCCCAACUGAGCGGGAACGCACGGAACGGCUAAUUAAGACCAAGUUAAGGGAGAUCAUGAUGCAGAAAGAUUUGGAGAACAUCACGUCAAAAGAGAUACGCACGGAGCUGGAGAUGCAGAUGGUGUGUAACCUACGGGAGUUCAAAGAGUUCAUUGACAAUGAAAUGAUAGUGAUCCUUGGGCAGAUGGACAGCCCCACGCAGAUAUUUGAUCAUGUCUUUUUGGGCUCCGAAUGGAAUGCCUCCAAUUUGGAAGACUUGCAGAACAGAGGGGUGCGGUAUAUCUUGAAUGUGACUCGAGAAAUAGAUAACUUCUUCCCUGGGCUCUUUGAGUACCAUAACAUUCGGGUAUACGAUGAAGAAGCAACAGAUCUUCUGGCUUAUUGGAAUGACACCUACAAAUUCAUCUCCAAGGCAAAGAAAAACGGUUCAAAGUGCCUGGUGCACUGCAAGAUGGGAGUGAGCCGCUCGGCCUCCACGGUGAUCGCCUACGCCAUGAAGGAGUAUGGCUGGAACCUGGACAGGGCUUACGACUACGUGAAGGAACGACGCACGGUCACCAAGCCCAACCCCAGCUUCAUGCGGCAGCUGGAGGAAUACCAAGGGAUCCUGCUGGCCAGCAAACAGCGGCAUAACAAGCUGUGGCGCUCGCACUCGGACAGUGACCUCUCGGACCAUCACGAGCCCAUCUGCAAGUCUGGGCUGGAGCUGAACAAGAAGGAGAUCACCACCUCGGCCGACCAGAUCUCAGAGGCGAAGACCAACGACAACCAGCAGCCGAUGUCCCCCAUCUACUCCGCUGAGCUAGAGAGGGAGCAGCAGCUCCCAGAGGAUGCAAACGUGAUCGAGGAGAUGUGCGUGAAGGAGAGGAGGAUCCACCUAGAGUUUACGUCUCGAGACUUCCACGCUGAGCAGAUGGAGGACAAGCUGAACCUGAACAAUCUCAACGGCUGUACGGCAGGAUGUUGCGUAGACUCUGUCCCCCCUGAUAACUGCCGUGCUUCUGAGGCCUUAAUGCAACUCCAGCACCCCCUGGAAAUAACAGAGUUUCCUGAUUUGACGGUGGACGAUCUGGAAAAAGAUGCCCUUAAGCCUGAUAUGAACGUGCACUUGGUUCCCAUGGAAGAGUUCACUUCGUGCUUAAAAGACUUUCCCCAGUCCCCAAACCAAAAUUCCCCGAGUCUCCAACAGAACCCCCAGCCCGAAGUGACAGACCUCAGCACGGACAGGAUUGAUUUCUUCAGUGCUUUGGAGAAAUUUGUGGAGCUUUCCCAGGAGAGCCGGUCACGCACCUGCUCCCAUUCCAGGACGGAGGAGCCAGGGAGUGGAAGGAAUGGGGUCUCCAGGGUGGCCGUGCUGGAAGUGCCGCCUGCUGCCGACGGUGGUGCAGAUGCUCAAAGAAGCAGUUCUGGAAACUCUCCUCAGGCAUCGGAUGACUCUUCCACAGAUGAAGAGCAACAAAAGGAGGUCCCCGAGAUGCCCGGCACGGGCCAUCUGACGAGAUCCCACUCGGAAAAUGCCAUUUCUGUGAAGGAAAUUAUCACGGAGAUAGAGUCAAUCAACCAAGCAGCAGGACCUGCCCAGCAGAAAGAGGGUUCAGCCAACCUCACCCAGACACCAAAGAGGAACACGGUGCAUGACCUGCCAGUGGAGGCCAUUUGGGCAUUGGAAAAGGUGGAACAGAGCGAAGGAGCCUCUGCUGGACACCAGGAAAAGGAAAAGGACCCUCUGCAAGCUGAGCAAGAAGCUGCCCCCUCCCUGCAGCCAUCUUCUGGUAAAUCAGACCCAGAGGAAAGCAUCCCUGGGGUGGAGCAGCAAGAGCCUCGUGGUUCCAUCAACCCUGAACCCAAGUGGUGUCCUGGCUCUGUCCGACGAGCCACCCUGGAGUUCGAGGAGCGCUUGAGGCAGGAGCAGGAGCACCAACACGUCUCCCCGGUCUGCGUCUUACCCACCCGCAAGAACUCCAGGAAUGACUCUCCCGCCACUGAGCUCCUGCCGCGGGGGAAGAGCGAGGAGCCACCCCUGGAGCUGGCUCUGGAGGGUGACAAGGCACAAGGUCCAGGUGCUGAGGAGCUGCUGCUGCCUCCUGGGGCAGAGCUGCCUGUGGGCAAACACCUUCCUGCACCCACGGUCCCACCAGCGCUGGAGUCCCUGCCUGCAGAGCCCAGCCCGGGGCAGGAGGGACCGGCACAGGAACGCAGGACAGUGGUCUCUUUUGAUGGGACGGAGGAGCCAUCCCUGCCCUCUCUCCUCCCAAAGAGAAUUGAAAUCAUCGAAUACACUCCCAUGGUCAAGGCUGCGGAGCGCCCCGAUGCAAGCUGUGAGCAGGGCGGGCUGGCCACAGCCAUCCCCUCUUUAGAUGAAAACUUGAACCCUUCCUUGUGCUCGGAGAAGGCACCAGCCUGUCCCAGAGCCCCCACGCUGGUCGGUCUCUCGCUGCCGGAGCACGCGGUACGCAAGCAGGACACCUUCACUGGGGGCAGCCAGGAAGGUGGUGGGUUAUCUCUUCACCUCGGUGCUGCUUCCCCCUCUCCACAGGUGACCUCUACACCUUCAGCCAGCCUCGAUCGUUCUUCUCCCCCCUACGUCAUUCACCUGGAAGGUGUCACCGAGCAGAGCACGGGUACAGACGACGAGCCGGUCACGCCGGGUGGCAUCAAGGGAGAUGCCACUCUCCCAUUCAGGGACAGACCCCAGCCCCUCUGCACCUCGAGGCAGCUGAGUGGUGAGGACUUCACCAGCCAACAUGUGGAAAGCAUGGACCUCCUGGACAUCUCCUUUGUGUGUUACAGCCUCCCCCACAGCUCCAGCAGCCACAGCGUGGAGGAGCGCAGCAACAGCCCGGGGUUGGUCAAGCAGCGAGCGAAGGAAAUAGAGGCUCGGAUCCGGCACGCGGGGCUCACCACACCUUCCCACAUGAAACGCUCGGCCUCCUUGGCCAAACUGGACUGCCUGGACCUCUCCAAGGACGACUUAUCCGUGAGGGAGUCGGCCUCUUCCGAUGCCAACCCGGUGCUUCUCACCUGCGUCGCCCUCGGUCAAGGCUUUCGCGGAGGGAGGUCGGAGAAGGGUUCGGAAAGCACUUGUGGAAAACAUCACCUUUCCUCCCCGGAGCCCACCAGGCAUUUUGUGGAACAGCUCAGAACAGCCGAGUGCAUUGCCCAGAGCAAGCCGGUGGAGAGGCCGCUCGCUCAAUACGCCAAAGAGUGCGGCUCCAGCCAGCAGAGUUUGUUUUCCAGCGCGGAUCCCAGGUGGACUAGCUCCGAGGAGGGUCCUCCGCUGCUCCAGGUGCAGCUCCUGGACUCCUUGUCUCCAGCUCAAGGUCUGGCUGUCACACCCCGGCAGCAGCACGGGAGAACUCACCCUCUGAGGAGGCUCAAAAAGACCAAUGAUAAAAAGCGGACAACCAAUCCCCUCUACAAUACUAUGUGAUCCUGAGCCCUGGGCUGUGAUUUCUUACCGAGAACCCGUGGCGUUGCGUUCACGCAAGGGGCAGGUGUAAUAUAAGGAACAUGCACUUUAUUGGUUAAUUUUAUAUAUAUUGUCAUUUUACUGUUCCUGGCGCAUGUAGGUGUGGGUUGGUUCUUCUGUGUGUGACUCUGACUGCAGGACUGUUUGGGUUUUUUUACGUUUUUUAACUCAGAUAACCUCAAAUGUUCUCUUUUUUUUUUUUUUUUUUUUUUUUUUGUUAGUUUGUUUUAAAAGAACACCUUUAUCAUGCGAAAAAUUGAUGCUGGCUUGCUUUGGCAAGGUGGAGUUUUGCUUAGAACCAGAUCUUAGUUCCUAACUUGAAUUUUCCCCAUGCCUCGAAAUGGUGCUGGGCAGUUGUUGGGGUGAGAGCCCCCCAUAAAUGUGAAGGCUGUGCCAAGGUCCCUUUCUUUGGCCUUUCUUUUAUGUCUGCAAACUGGAACUCCAUGAUGCUGGCAGAUCCCUUGCAAAGCUGCUUCAGGACAGACCCCCUGGGCUCGGUUUGGUUGGUCCAUCCCCAAAAGGAGCACAUGGGGUGAAUCCUCCUGAGGGAUGGGCUCGGAAAACCCUUGGCCUGGCACUGAGAUGAGAUCUCACCUCCCGGUGUGGGUCACACAGAGCCCCCCAUUUGGGGUGAGGUGGAGCCAGAGCUCUUCUACUGGGCCAACCUUGCCUCUCCUCGGCUGCCCUGGCCCAGCGGGUGAGAGGAGGAGACCCCCCCCACCCAAAACCAUAGUGUUCUUUUAAAACAAACGCCUCGUUUAGGGUUUUAACCCUCCCAUUACUUGAAUACUGCUGUGGGCCUUCCAAGUUCAUGGCCAUAUCAUCUGUCCUCUGCCCUCCUGCUGCCUCCCCCCACCCCAGCCCGAAAGCUGUUGGUGUCUCGUGCUGCCUGGGUUUCCCUCUCCCCCCACCCCAACGCUCGCAGGCACUUCUGGUCUCUCCCCAACCUGGAGGCUCUUGUCAUUGUUACACGACAUUGCCCCUACCGAAUGCAAAGCUUUGUCCUCUCUGCUCUCACUCCUAACACUCGACCUGGAGGGAAGAUCUUUUCUGGAAGUUUUUUCUUUUUUUUUUUUUUUUUUUUUUGUUUUUUGUUUUGUUUCGGUUUUUUUUUUUUAAAAAAAGGGCAAGACUGCAUUCUGUAAACUGGAAAACAAAACCACCUUACUCCAACUCAAUGCUGUUCGUUGUGAUCUGCACAGAAAUGAGAGUGGGUUUGACGUUGUCAGCUGUCUUCCCUUUCCAAAAGUCAGCCUGGAUGCCAGCCUUUGCCAAACGUGUCCCUUCUCCUCUGGUCCUGUGUCAACCCCCAUUACCCCACUGCGGGAGGACGACUGUGUGUCUGCCCAUCUCCCUCCCUCUUGAAGCUGGGUUUCAGAAGUGCCAGUGGGACACGGAAAGCCACCAGCCGCUCCGAGCCAUUCUGCAGGUUCUCGCUUCCCUGGAGAACCUGCCUUUUGAAGGGUCUGCUCCAAAUUUUAGUGAAUUAUUUUACGGUUCUCGGGCUCGAUCCAAGCUCCUUAUUUCCAGGCCUGUGUAUCAGCAAGUUGUACGUGUGCUGUGGGGGCAGAGAGAGAGGCUCUGGGUUCUGUCUGCAGCCCCGUGGCAGGUCUGUGGCAGAAGCAGCGUGUCUGAGCUGGUGUUUUGGGCUCUGGCCCAGACCUGCCCUCCGGGGAGGAGCGAAGCAGAGAGAAGAUGCAGAAUGGCUCCAGCUGCUGAAAGCCCAGCAUGGAAGAGGACGCGGUGUGGGAGGAGCAGCAGACGAGGCCGUGCCUAGAAAGCAGCCCUGAUGCUGCAGAGCUUUGCAGCUUCCAACGGGACAAGCUCAUCUUGAGCUGGAGAGGAGCACACAGCACUAGAGUGCUAUGGAGUAUUUGGGAAGCAGCGUGUCUGCCCUGGGGUCGGGGUGUCUGUAGCCCCCCAGCUUGCCCACGACCAUCAGCAGGUGAUAUCUUAGCAGUUUGCAAGGUUAGUCCCACCUUGCUGCCCUCCUGUAGCUCCCAGGGAUCCUCCUGCCCUGCAGCCCGGGCACGGGGCCGUGAGCGUGUCUGUCCUUCUCCAGAAGGAACGUGUGCUUCAUCCCUCCCCAGGAGCUUCAGCUCUGCUGGGGGGGUUGUCACCUGUGCUAGCCACAGGCUGGAGCACAGCCCAAAGUAGCCCAACAGAGUCCUGUCCUGGGACAAAUGGCACGUCAUCCCAGGCCAUUUCGGUCGCCAGAAGUCACCCAAGUGCCUGGCCCGGGAGGCCAGAUACUUCUUUGGGACGCUGAGAGACAUGUGGCUUCUCCCAGUCAGCUCCAGCUGGCUUGGGAGCUGGGCAGAGAGAGUCUGGAAAGGCCAAGUGGCUCAUGUCAUCUUGUGAAGGACAAUUUCAGUCCUUGCCUCCCCCGCAAACCUCACCAGAGCCUGCUGCCCACCAUUAUUCCUGACUCAAGGACAUAUCUGCCUGGCGACGGGGUGCCACCAAGCCUGCCCUGCGUUGGAGGGAGCAUGCUUGGCUGGUAACGUGUCCUGGUGACAAGGAUCUGCUUGGGAGGGGAAAGCCCUGUGUAUAAUUUGUUCCCUUGAGAAGGGAGGAGGAGGAGGAAAGAGGAUUUGGUUUCUUUGCCCAGCUUGAUCUCAGGAGAAAUGCUCUAUAGGAAGGUUCUUCCACGCAGACUAGAAACGCUGCUUCCUUCCAAUACUCUGCUGCUGGCUGGGUGCUCCAGCUGGGGAGAGCAGCGAAGGGACAAGGGCCCUCGCAGGGAGGUGCUUUGUUGUCCCCUUGUCCCCUAGCCCAGCACAACUCUGUUUUUUCUCUGGGAAGCCUGUGGACAGGCGGAGGGAGACAAGGAGGGUGGUUCUCUUGCAGAGUUAUGAAGGCCUGGAGGUCUGGAGGCUCUGACCUGGAUGGUAGGAAGGGGAACGGGCUGGAGGGACGUGUGGCAUGUGGCUCUCGGGGAGCCCUGGCUCCUCUUUGGCCAGUGUCUGGGCAAUGAAGGCACCAAGCCCCUGGCAUCAGAGCUCUCUGCCUGGAGAUGGUUGUCCCUUCUCCAUGCUGGUGGCUCAUGGGUGGGUGGUGGCUCGCUCCUGGUUCUGGUGGGUGCCCCCCGAGAGCUUCAUGUGACCUGCUGGGGUGGGAGCAGCACCCCCAGGCUGCUCAGCAGCCGACAAGCCUCGCUUGGCAGAGGGGUUUUAGGAGAAACGUGUUGUUUUAAGGGCAUUUUUUGUACAAAGCAACUGUUCUUUUGGUCUCUUGCAAAGCCCUCGUGGAGGACGCUUUAUUGUUUACAUUGACUCCUGUACAAUAUCUCAGCCAUCGCCUCCCCCCUUGCCCUCCCCCCCACCCCCUCGGGCUGUACUGUAACGUGUGAGCCUUGCACAAACGGAUAGCGUGUGCGUGAAACUGGUUUUUACACUGCGUUCUGUUGCACUCGAUGGUGUGUGUGUGUGUGCGUGUGUGCGUGUGCGUCCGGUCUGCUUGAGAAGUUGUGACAUGUACAAAUCUCUCCCCUGUCGGCCUUUUCCCCCCGGGGGGGCACGGUCCCAAGGGGGGUGGCAGGAGGGUCAGGAGGUGACGCCGCUUCACGUGGAUGUGAAAUGGGGCAGGGAUUAGCUCCGUGCCCCUCUGCCAGCAAAGGCCUGGUGGAAGGUGUCCCACCCCAGCUCUGGCUGCUGCUGGGGACCUCCUGGGAGGAGCGACCCACUGGGAAUGGGCAUGGGCACCGGGGCACUGCAUCUGCCCGUGGGCUCCGAGACCCCCUGCAGCCUUCCCAGUACCCACCGCAGGUCCCUGCUCCCCUCCUGGUGUGUCCUGCCUUAACCUGGUCCUAGCUCCAUGCAAACCCCCACACUUCUCCCAGGGGAACCCCCCCGACCCGAGCCCUCGGUGGUGUGGGGCAGAGGCAGGCGCUGGAGGGGUCCGGGCUGGGCAGAGGGCUCUCGGUUGCCCUGUGGCAGUGCUGCCAGCCCGCCCGCACUGCAGACAUCUCUGUUGGCACGGAAGAAGGUGCCAGUGCCUUUUCUUUUUCCUUAUGGAGAUGUGAUGGCCGUGUGCUGGUUGGUAGGGACUGUCACCCCGGGGACGGCUGGUGGUGGAGUCACAAACCGGGCAGGGGAGAGCUUCUGUCUGCCCCUCCUGCAUCUUCCUUGGUGGCUGGGAUCGCCCCCUUUCCUCCCCUAAAGACUUUAUGACCGAUGUGCUCAGCUGUUUUUAAAUGUGAACUUGUGCACUGAUGUGCAGAUUCAAUGUUCUUGUUACCGGAUGAAUAAAGUUUUAUUUUGAAGAUGA
Messenger RNA from Calidris pugnax (ruff), 8472 nucleotides. It is a transcript of the gene SSH2, whose product is annotated as slingshot protein phosphatase 2. Gene Ontology annotation, biological process: negative regulation of actin filament polymerization; actin cytoskeleton organization; protein dephosphorylation. Gene Ontology annotation, cellular component: cytoplasm. Lineage: Eukaryota; Metazoa; Chordata; Aves; Charadriiformes; Scolopacidae. The record is from RefSeq and is a predicted model, not a curated record. Gene Ontology annotation, molecular function: protein tyrosine/serine/threonine phosphatase activity; actin binding. The transcript is spliced from 14 exons. The coding region runs from base 58 to 4164 and encodes 1368 amino acids.